GACCCCCCCUUCCGUCCCUCCCCUCCCUCCCCAUCCCCAACCCCAUCGGCACCGGCGGCGGCGGCGGCGACGGCUCUCCGGCCGUAGGCUCGCCAGCACUGGCGGCGAAUGGCGGUGCUGCGGGGCCGGCGGCGGUGCCGAGGCGCGGUGCUGCUGCUGCUCCUCGCGUCGGUGCUCGCGCCGCUCGUGCUCUACGGGGGCUCCCCCGUCUCGGUCGCGCACCUCCCGGACUCCACCGCGGCGAGCGGCGCGUUCGAUCGGGAGGACGCUCCCAAUCUGGUGUGGCCGCAGAUAGCUGCGUCCGGGGUGUCCCUGGCCAGAGAUUUGACGAUCGAGAGGCUUGGGGAGCACAAAAACCGUGUGCUAUCUGCAACCGAUCAUUUGCAAGCAGUUGAGGCAGCGAGUAGGAGCCGUGCGUCCGGAAAGCCUGAUGCAAGUGUGCUGAGGGAGGAGCCCGAGUCACGGAAUGCGGUUGUUGAGGGGAAUGGCAACGCAGGGUUGGGACAGGGUGGCGUGAUAAGGGAAGUUGUUGGAAGUGAGGGAAGUGCAGGUAGAUUUGGUGAGCCGGGGGAUGGCAAGGAUGCUGUAGCGCGGAAUGGAAAAGAGGUUGGGAUAAAGUUGCCGCAUUCAAUUGAUGCAGAGCACAAGGAUGGGUCAGAUGAAGGAGGGGAGAGCAUCAUUUCUGGAAUGCACACUACUGGAAGCCUGAGUUCAUCUUCUAGUCAGACUAGAGAUGCUACUACCACCAGGGACAAUCAAACAAGGUUGAGUAACAGUAGUUCUGCUCAUCGCACAACGAAUAGACAUACUGGUCAAUUGACAACAUCACCAGAUGCUACAGUUCACAUCAACAUCAUCAAGGACCAGUUGACAAGAGCAAAGACAUAUCUUGGGUUUUUUGCUUCUAGAGGCAAUCAUGGAUUUGCAAGGGAGCUCCGUGCACGGAUGAGAGAUAUACAACGUGCUCUAGGUGAUGCGACUAGUGAUUGGCAGCUACCUCAGAAUGUCCACAGCAAAAUUAGAGCAAUGGAGCAGACGCUGGUGAAGGUCAAGAAAAUUCAUGAUAGUUGCUCAGGUGCUGUGAACAGGCGUCACACAGUCCUUCACUCAACGGAGCAGCAACUUGAAUCAAACAAAAGACAGGCCAACUAUCUAGCACAAGUAGCAGCAAAAUCUCUACCCAAGGGUCUCCAUUGCCUUACACUGAGGCUUACAAAUGAGUAUUAUUUCACCAACUCAACGAAUAAGGAUUUUCCAUAUGUGGAGAAGCUGGAAGACCCCAAACUCUACCACUAUGCCUUGUUUUCAGACAAUGUAUUGGCUGCUGCAGUGGUUGUUAACUCAACUCUUGUUCAUGCUAAGAAACCAGAAGAUCAUGUAUUCCACAUUGUGACAGAUAGGCUUAACUAUGCUGCAAUGAAAAUGUGGUUCCUGGCUAAUCCAUUGGGUAAAGCUGCUAUUCAGGUUCAGAACAUUGAAGAGUUUAAAUGGCUAAAUUCAAGCUACAGUCCAGUUCUGAAGCAGCUGGAAUCACAGUUUAUGAUUGAUUACUACUUCAAAAGUGGGCAUGCUAGGCCUGACGAAAAUCCUAAGUUUCGGAACCCCAAAUACUUGUCGAUUCUCAACCAUCUGAGGUUUUAUCUCCCUGAGAUCUUCCCAAAGCUUAACAAGGUGUUAUUUCUAGACGAUGAUACUGUAGUGCGGCGGGACCUAACUGCACUUUGGUUGGUAGAUCUCAAAGGCAAGGUUAAUGGUGCUGUUGAGACCUGUAGAGAGACAUUCCAUAGGUUUGAUAAGUACCUAAACUUCUCAAAUCCUCUUAUUGCCAAAAAUUUUGAUCCGCAUGCAUGUGGUUGGGCAUAUGGCAUGAACAUGUUUGAUUUGUCUGAGUGGAGAAAGCAAAACAUCACUGAGGUUUACCAUACCUGGCAGAAACUGAAUGAGAACAGGCUAUUGUGGAAGCUAGGUACCCUCCCUGCUGGCCUUGUAACAUUCUGGAACCGUACUUUCCCUCUUGAUCGUUCCUGGCAUCAGUUGGGACUUGGGUACAAUCCAAAUGUCAACGAAAGGGAUAUCAGGCGGGCAGCUGUCAUCCACUACAAUGGAAAUCUGAAACCCUGGCUCGAGAUUGGAUUGCCCAAAUACCGGAAAUACUGGUCCACACAUGUCAAUUUCAACCAAGUGUUUCUACGAGAGUGCAAUAUAAAUCCCUGAAGAGCAAAUAGUGGUGUAUGCUUUAUCUUUUCUUCUAAUUAUUUCAUAGAUCAAUUCUUUGUGCUCAGGGUAUUUUAAGUUGCCUAGAGCACUAAUUCUUUAACUGAUCUCUUUUCUGAUGUAAAGGUGCAAACAGGCAGGUUAGUGGUAGGGCUUAGAUCAUACAAAUGAUUAGGAGCCACGCAGACAUAUUACAUUUUUGUACUUAUAAAUGCUAAUAUGGUAGCUAAUUAUUGAUUGUAUGAGUGGAACCCUCUGUAAGAUUCUUUCAGAAAUACUUCGUGGUAAGGAGCCACGUAUAAUAUAGUU
Messenger RNA from Panicum virgatum (switchgrass), 2523 nucleotides. Its product is annotated as probable galacturonosyltransferase 4. The coding region runs from base 109 to 2214 and encodes 701 amino acids. Gene Ontology annotation, molecular function: polygalacturonate 4-alpha-galacturonosyltransferase activity. The transcript is spliced from 7 exons. Lineage: Eukaryota; Viridiplantae; Streptophyta; Magnoliopsida; Poales; Poaceae. The record is from RefSeq and is a predicted model, not a curated record.